AUGUUUGAUAAUGAUGAUGAUAAUGGAUUAUGUAGAAGUGGAAAGAGAGAUGAUUUACUUUACAUUCAGGAAAAACUGGAGAUAGUUCUUGUUAGCUGUGCAUUAUCUUCUGCUCAAUUGUUUUUGCAAAUGUUUAUUUCUUCAUUUACAAUUGAUAGAUUUGACAUCGAUGGACAAGUGACUGGGUUUGGUCAUCCAGACUGGGCGAGGACGCAUGAAGCAGCUUCUGGAACAUGCCCUGUGGUUUCUACUCUUGUUGAAGGAGGAGCCACUUGCAUUGGUAAAACUGUGGUAGAUGAAUUAGCCUAUGGUAUAAGUGGGGAGAAUAAGCAUUAUGGUGUCCCCACAAAUCCCGCUGUGCCUGAAAGAGUACCAGGUGGAUCUUCUAGUGGAGCUUCUGUUGCUGUAGCUGCUAAACUUGUUGAUUUUUCUUUGGGUAUUGAUACUAUUGGGGAUGUCAGAGUACCUGCUGGAUUUUGUGGUGUUUUAGGAUUCCGACCCUCCCAUGGAGCUGUUUCUCAGAUGCGAAUUGUACCUGUCUCAUCGAGACUUGAUACUGUUGGAUGGUUUGCCAUGGAUCAUACUAUUCUUCGACGUGUUGGGCAUGUGUUGUUGCAACUUCCUUAUGCGCCUCCACGCAAUCCUAGACAAGUAAUUAUAGCUGAUGAUUGCUUUCAACUAGGAAAGAUUCCCGCUGAAAGGAUUGUUCAAGUUGUUAUUAAAUCCACGGAGAAGAUUUUUGGAAGACAAAUAUUAAAGCAUGAAAAUCUUGGAGACUAUUUAAGUUCGAAAGUACCAAGCUUGAAAGUUUUCCAAAGCAAGCAAAUAAAUGGGCAAUCAAAAACUUCAUCACUUGGGUCCCUUGCAACUGUCAUGCAGAUUUUUCAAAGACACGAGUUUAGAAAUAAUCACGAGGAGUGGAUCAACUUGGCGAAGCCUGUUUUGGAUCCUGCUAUCUCAUCGAUUUUUCAGGAAACGCCUGAUACAACUGGUAUUGAUGUUGAAAAUUGUAAAGCAAUUAGGAGCGAGAUGCGUUUAGCUCUCAACGCUUUAUUGAAGGACGAAGGAAUUCUUGUGAUACCAACUAUUGCUGAUCCUCCUCCAAAAGUAGGCGGGAAGGAGAUCCUAUCUGAGCAGUUCCAGAGCCGUGCAUUUAGUCUACUAAGCAUUGCUAGCAUAUCAGGCUGUAGAUGACCUCUUUGUUGAAAUUUCUAUCUUUCUUUGACUAUGAUACCCAAUCAGUUGUUGUGUUUAUUUCAUUUUGGUAGGGGUAACCUUAAAAUGAUAACUUUAUGACUUAUUUUAGUAUUGAACAUUAUAAAGAAUUUUA
Humulus lupulus (European hop) is the source of this 1330-nucleotide messenger RNA. RefSeq names its product translocon at the outer membrane of chloroplasts 64-like. The record is from RefSeq and is a predicted model, not a curated record. The transcript has 9 exons. NCBI's taxonomy places the organism in Eukaryota, Viridiplantae, Streptophyta, Magnoliopsida, Rosales, Cannabaceae. Bases 1 to 1194 code for a protein of 397 amino acids.